This is a messenger RNA of Elgaria multicarinata webbii, 1524 nucleotides long. Its product is annotated as inhibitory synaptic factor 2A-like. The transcript has 3 exons. The coding region runs from base 1 to 1524 and encodes 507 amino acids. Lineage: Eukaryota; Metazoa; Chordata; Lepidosauria; Squamata; Anguidae. The record is from RefSeq and is a predicted model, not a curated record.
AUGGUCAGCAAAGAGACGGGUCCCGUCCCGUCCCAGGGUGCGGAGGGCAGCCAGGAGAAAGCCAUGACGGUGCGCUCAGCGCUGCUGAAGCGAGAUUCACCUGAUGCCCAGGGCCACCUGCAGCGCCGCCGCCGCCACCGGACCCAGCAGGUGCGCUUCAAGGACCCGGUGGAGAGCCACCCCAGCCAGGAGGGCCCCUGCAACAACACCCCAUGUGCCUCCACAGCCCCGGAGUGGGUGCCGCCCUGUGCCCGGCACAGCUGGCCCCAGGCCAAGCCUCACCUGCUCCCCCUGCCCACUGCCCCCCACAAAGCCUGCCUGAGCACCGCCAUCCAGACCUCACCCAGCCUCCGCCGGCCCUCCCGGGUCACCCCCUUUGCCUGGGAGGAGGCGCUUGGCCGGGGAGUGGGCCACAGCCAGGAUCCGCCCCCAUGGGGCUCCACCAGCCUUCCUGCACACAGCCCGCCUCCUGCCUCACCCUGUGCCCAGCAGGGCCCCAAGGCUUCUGUCGCCCUGGCCCCCCACCUGCCGCCACCUCCACCACGGUGCCCUGGCCCGCCAUGGCCUGGCCACAGACAGUGCCUCCAGCACAAGCCCUGUUGUGCCUCCUGCCAACCCCCUGCCAGCCCCCCGGGAGCCCUGUGGCCAUGCUCCCCCUCUCUGACCCCCGACCCCACUGAGCAGGCCUCAUCAGAACCCCCCUCUCCCCCACGGCGGCAGCUGCCCCGUGCCCCCCGCCCCGUUGCUCAGGGUUCCUUCCGGGCAGCGCCCACACCUGCCUUUCUGCUCUGGUACCCAGCCCGUCUGCUCCCACCCACGGCCCCCACCACAGGGGAGCCAGCAACCUCUGUGGCCUCGCAGGGCACCCUCCUCAGCACCGCUCCGGCCCGGCCCGCGGCUGCUGAGAAGGACAGGCAGCGCUGUCCCCAGGGGCCGCCUGCCUGCCUCCUGCUGCCAAGGCCGCCGCACUGCAGCCGUUCCCCCGAGGCCUGCCUCACGCCACGGCAAGCGGAGACUCUGCGCCAUGUCCAGGACCUUCUGCAGCUGGUGGCGGGGGCUCCAAGGCCUCCGGGCCCCUCGGGGGCGGAGGAGCCUUUGCCAGCCUCUCAGGACCCUGCCGGGGAGGCGGGACACCUCCCCUCCCAGCUGCAGGCUCUCGAGGGGGUGCUGGAGACCAGCCAGCAGACGAUCAAGGUGCUACUAGACGUGAUCCAGGACCUUGAGAAGAAGGAGGCGCAGCGGGAUGGGCGGCAGUCGUAUCGGACGGGGCAGGACACUGCCAACUGUGGGACAUGCCGGGACUGUGCUUGCAUCAUUUACAGCGUGGAACACGAUUUCCGACGACAGGAGGGGCGUUUCCAGCCAGUGCUGAGCACCAUCGGGCUGGAGCUGAGCCAGAGCCCCACCACCACGACGGUGCUGCGCGGUGCCACACGAAGCCGCCAGGAGCCUCCGCCGACUCCAGGACUGCCUGCGAAAGCCGAGCCUCAACGGUCCUGGCGGAGGUGCUUCUGGUUCCUGUGA